CUUUAUUGACAGCGGAAGUAGUUCUUGAGAGGGAAGGAACAACGCACGUGUAUUCCUUAAUCUGAAGGUUAAAUAAGCCGGUGGUCGGGUGUGUUUGUUGGCCGCUGAGAGUGGUCAUUUGGACGGUUCGAUUUUGGAGAGAGUACGGUCUGGAGCGGGCACAACGCAGACAUGGACCCAGAGAAAGCACAGCAACUGGCGGCGGAACUGGAAGUGGAAAUGAUGGCUGAUAUGUACAAUCGGAUGACCAACGCGUGCCACAGGAAGUGCGUGCCCCCCCACUACAAGGAGGCGGAACUGUCUAAAGGGGAGGCGGUUUGUCUGGACCGCUGUGUGGCCAAGUACCUGGAUCUACACGAGAGGCUGGGCCGCAAGCUCACCGAGCUCUCCGUUCAGGACGAGGAGAUGAUGAGGAAGAACGCUAUUGGACAAUAAUAUAUAUAUAUUUUUAGGGAGGGAUGGGGGUGGGUUAGUGCUAGGGUUACUAUGCUUUCUGUGCAAGGGGGGGGGCGGGGUAGAGAGGGAGAGCGAUAGGGUGGGAUGGAGUGAUGGGGUGGGUUUUAAAAAAAACAUGGCAAUUAUGGAGGGGAUGGAGUUGCUGUCCAGAGUGGGUAGGGUGUGUUUGAAGAGCAAGGUGCUUGUAAGGAAGGUUUGUUUGUGAUUACGUUGUGGAGCGGACAUUGGGAUGGAUGAAGCCUGUUUUGUGUGAAGUGGUUGUACUUGUGGUUUGAGCCAAGAUAAUUUCUUUUUUUUACCACAGCAAAGACACUAAUAUGCAUUAUUACCUAUUUUAUGUUCAGCCAAUCAGUACUUUUUCUGCAUCGUGUGUAACUAGGGAAACUGGUUGCAGCUUGGCCCUUUUUUAGUUAUGUGGGCGUGUCAAAAGUGAUGAUGAAUUGAGAAAUCCUCCAAUAAUGUUUAAUAAAACGCUUUCAGUGUUCCAUAGUGCAGUAUUCUUCAAGCCAUUUCUUAGGGGGACACUGGGAGGUGCGCCUUUUUGCUCUAGCCCUGGACUAAUACACCUGGACUAAUACACCUGUCUCAACUGCUGAAGGGCACCCGUUGAGCUCAUAUCCCUAGUGUCUCAGAGUAGGAGUGCUGAUCUAGGCUUGAUGAGUACGGGCCCUUGUCCUGGAGGAAUAGAUGGAGACACUGCUGUAGUCAAUACCAGGACCAUGCCUAUAUGAGCCAUUUCUUUACAUUUUGACCCACCUCAGUUUGUUCAUUUGCUUUGUAUUUUCUUCAUGUUGAAACUGUACAAAUGUUGUACAAAGUUUUCUUUUGUGACAUUUUAGAAACCUUUUUUUGUUUGUCGUUUUAAAUCUGAAUAAAUAUCGUUAUAGUAUAUAUUUUAGUUAUGCAUUCUACACUGUAUUUUCUUCACAGUAAUACAAUAACACUGUACUUAUAUUUAUGUUCCAAAUGGCACCCUUUUUCCUAUGUAGUGCACUAUUUUUGACCAGAGCACUAUGGUCCUUGGUCAGGAGUAGUGCACUAUAUAGGGAAUAGGGUGCCAUUUGGGAUGUAUAGCCUUAUUCAAUGUUAAACAUUGCAGGAAAAUAAGGUGUUCAAUCUCAAACAUGUUUUACUUAGACUUGUAUGACUUUUCUCUCAGUUUCUUGAAACCACCCUCCCAUUGCAAAUAAAAUCAACUGUCAAUUUCAA
Salvelinus fontinalis (brook trout) is the source of this 1665-nucleotide messenger RNA. It is a transcript of the gene timm10, whose product is annotated as translocase of inner mitochondrial membrane 10 homolog (yeast). Gene Ontology annotation, cellular component: mitochondrial inner membrane. The transcript is spliced from 2 exons. Gene Ontology annotation, biological process: protein insertion into mitochondrial inner membrane. NCBI's taxonomy places the organism in Eukaryota, Metazoa, Chordata, Actinopteri, Salmoniformes, Salmonidae. The coding region runs from base 172 to 435 and encodes 87 amino acids. The record is from RefSeq and is a predicted model, not a curated record.